This is a messenger RNA of Zychaea mexicana, 267 nucleotides long. RefSeq lists its product as uncharacterized. Bases 1 to 267 code for a protein of 88 amino acids. Gene Ontology annotation, molecular function: RNA binding. Gene Ontology annotation, cellular component: U1 snRNP; U5 snRNP; precatalytic spliceosome. Gene Ontology annotation, biological process: mRNA splicing, via spliceosome; spliceosomal snRNP assembly. Lineage: Eukaryota; Fungi; Mucoromycota; Mucoromycetes; Mucorales; Lichtheimiaceae. The record is from RefSeq and is a predicted model, not a curated record. The transcript is spliced from 5 exons.
AUGUCGAGCAAAGUCCAAAAGAUUAUGGUUCAGCCCAUCAACCUGAUUUUCAGGUAUCUUCAAAACAAAACCCGAGUACAAAUCUGGUUGGUGGACAAGACGGAUAUGAGAAUCGAAGGUCAAAUCAUUGGAUUCGAUGAAUUCAUGAACUUGGUGCUUGAUGACGCAGCGGAAGUCAUGACCAAGGAAGAAGGCUCGAGAAGACAGUUAGGACGACUGAUGUUAAAGGGCGACAAUAUCUGUACUAUCCAAGCCGUAAACAACUAG